This is a messenger RNA of Plasmodium malariae, 1644 nucleotides long. RefSeq names its product glutamine synthetase, putative. Lineage: Eukaryota; Apicomplexa; Aconoidasida; Haemosporida; Plasmodiidae. The coding region runs from base 1 to 1644 and encodes 547 amino acids. The transcript has 3 exons. The record is from RefSeq and is a predicted model, not a curated record. Gene Ontology annotation, molecular function: glutamine synthetase activity.
AUGAAGUCUAUUUGCUUCUCGAGUAACGCGGACCUUUUUGAGUACAUAACCAAUAAGACAAACAAUGUGGAAAUACUGGCUUGUAUUAUUAGUAACCUGCUGGGUAGUUUUUUUAAAUGUUUUUUUUAUGUUAGCGAAAUAUCAUUAAAAAAAUUAGAAGAUGGUUUUCCUUUUGAUGCGUCAUCAAUCAAAUUAUGCUCCGAUACAGAGGUAAGUGAUUUCUAUAUUAAAGUCGACUUUUCCACUUGUUAUACUGAAGAAUGUGAUGAUCGAAUUGUAUUAAAUGUAUUAUGUGAUAUUAAAAAAUAUAAUGGAAGUGAUUAUUAUAAAUGCCCUAGGACAAUUUUGAAGAAGACGUGUGAAUUUAUGAAAAAAGAAAAUAUAGCUGACACUGUUUGUGUAGGAAACGAAAUAGAAUUUUUUAUUUUUGAUAAGGUGAAUUAUAAUCUAGAUGAAUAUAAUUCUUAUAUGAAAGUUUAUGAUAGAGAAUCAUUUUCAUGUAAGAAUGAUUUAUCAGAUAUAUAUAGAAAUAGUGAUAGUAUUAUUAAUAAAUCAGAACCAUCAUCAUAUAAGGAAUAUUGCCGUAUUCCUAGAAAUGAUGGUUUAAUUAAUGAUGAUAGUAAAAAAUUAAAAAAAAAAUGUGGUUAUUUUGCUACUGAUCCUUAUGAUACAUCAAAUAUGAUUAAACUUAGAAUAUGCCGAGCUUUAAAUGAUUUAAAUAUCAAUGUACAAAGAUAUCAUCAUGAAGUGUCUACAAGUCAACAUGAAAUAUCAUUAAAAUAUUUUGAUGCUUUAAAGAACGCUGAUAAUUUAUUUAUUACAAAGCAAAUAAUUAAAACCACUGUUCAUGCUUUUAAUAGAACAGCUACAUUUAUGCCAAAACCGCUAGUUAGUGAUAAUGGGAAUGGUUUACAUUGUAAUAUUUCGUUAUGGAAAAAUAAUAAAAAUAUUUUCUUUAUUGAUGAUCCAUCUACUUUUUAUUUAUCGAAAGAAUCUUUUUAUUUUAUGAAUGGUAUUAUUAAACAUGCAAGAGCUUUACAAGCAUUUUGUAACUCAACUAUGAAUUCAUAUAAAAGAUUAGUACCUGGUUUUGAAACUUGUCAGAAAUUGUUUUAUUCCUUUGGAUCUAGAAGUGCUGUUAUAAGGUUAUCUUUAAUUAAUUAUAGCAACUCAUCUGAAAAAAGAAUUGAAUUUAGAUUGCCAGACUAUGUAAAUUCACCACAUCUAGUUAUAGCUGCUAUAAUUUUAGCAGGAUAUGAUGGAAUUAAAUCAAAAGAACAACCUUUAGUACCUUUUGAAAGUAAAAAUGAAGACUUCUUCAUAUCCAACAUUUUUGCUAAUUAUGUUCAGAACCCUCAAAAUUUUCAAACUCUCACACAUGCCUUAAAAGAUUAUAAUACGUUUCAUGACAUAAAGGAUAAUACCGAUUUUCGUAAUUUCUUUAGAUGUAAUCAACCAGAGAAUAUAUGUUUUUCGCUUGCAGAAAGUUUAGAUGCCCUUGAAAAAGACCACGAGUUCUUGACCGUCAAUGGAAUUUUUAAAAAGGAAAUGAUACAAGAAUAUAUAAAAUUCAAAAGAGAAGAAAUUGUCUCCUAUAACAAGUAUGUGUCUCCCUAUGAUUAUCACUUAUAUUAUGACUGUUAG